CUUUAAUCGAUACUUCUAAAGUACAGUGUAGGUUUAUUUACAAAAUUAAGUUGUUUCAAAUGGAAAUUACUGGUAAAGUGGUUAUUCUGGGACCUAUAGGUGUAGGAAAAACCAGUAUUCCACUUCGUUAUAUUCAAAAGUAUUUCUUCGAUAAUAUCCAAGCAACUGUGGGCAAUUCUCUCUUACGGUGUAAACUUGUGAUAGAUAGCACCACUGUCAAUUUACAGAUAUGGGAUACUGCUGGUCAAGAACGCUUUAAAUGUGUGGUCCCUAUGUUUUACCGGAAUGCAAACGCAGCUCUAUUCGUUUUUGAUAUUAGUUCCAUGGAGAGUUUUCAAAGUAUGCAGGGAUGGGUUGAUGAAUUAAAAUGCAAUUUUCAAAGUGCAGUGGUCACAUGUGUGAUAGGAAACAAACUUGAUUUAUCAGAAAAUAGAGAAGUCCCUACAGAUGUAGCCAGGCAAUAUGCCAAAAGUAUCAACGCAAGGUACUACGAAUGUUCAGCAAAGCGAGAUCAGGCAAUUGGAGCAAUUUUCGAUUACGUAGCUCGUGGUUUGAUAAGCCUAUCAGAGAACACAACUGAUCAUGAGUCAGGAAAUACUACGAACAUAACAUUUAGAAAUAAUCGCAAUAGAACAAGAAAUGACAGAGAUAAUACGAAAUGUUGUUAAUUUUUAUUUCAACGUAUUAAUUUACGUUGUUAUGACGAAUAUUAUGUAUUAUGUAUUUAUUAAUGUACUUCACUUUAAUAAAUUGUGAAAAGGAGAGAGUCUAAA
Messenger RNA from Zophobas morio, 773 nucleotides. Its product is annotated as ras-related protein Rab-31-like. Bases 60 to 668 code for a protein of 202 amino acids. Lineage: Eukaryota; Metazoa; Arthropoda; Insecta; Coleoptera; Tenebrionidae. The transcript is spliced from 5 exons. Gene Ontology annotation, molecular function: GTPase activity; GTP binding. The record is from RefSeq and is a predicted model, not a curated record.